This is a messenger RNA of Choloepus didactylus (southern two-toed sloth), 725 nucleotides long. Its product is annotated as splicing factor 3B subunit 6-like. Gene Ontology annotation, cellular component: ribonucleoprotein complex; cytoplasm; nucleus. Lineage: Eukaryota; Metazoa; Chordata; Mammalia; Pilosa; Megalonychidae. The record is from RefSeq and is a predicted model, not a curated record. The coding region runs from base 118 to 576 and encodes 152 amino acids. The transcript is spliced from 2 exons. Gene Ontology annotation, molecular function: mRNA binding.
UGGUUGUUGAAGGCUUGUGUAUGACUCGGCGUUGCGCUUGAAGCUGAACGAGCUGAGCCCCGGGGGCAUCCUGAGGAAUUUCGGCAUCUGCUGCGGUAACUUCAUCAGCUCGCCAAGAUGGCGAUGCAAGCUGCCAAGAGGGUGAAUAUUCGCCUUCCACCUGAAGUAAAUCGGAUUUUGUAUAUAAGAAAUUUGCCAUACAAAAUCACAGCUGAAGAAAUGUAUGAUAUAUUUGGGAAAUAUGGACCUAUUCGUCAAAUCAGAGUAGGGAACACACCUGAAACUAGAGGAACAGCUUAUGUGGUCUACGAAGACAUCUUUGAUGCCAAGAAUGCCUGUGAUCACCUAUCAGGAUUCAAUGUUUGUAACAGAUACCUCGUGGUUUUGUACUAUAAUGCCAACAGAGCAUUUCAGAAGAUGGACACAAAAAAGAAGGAGGAACAGCUGAAGCUUCUCAAGGAGAAGUACGGCAUCAACACAGAUCCACCAAAUUCAAGCAGGGACCAAAUGGAAGAUGGACUAAUUAUUUUGUGUACAGCUGUAACCCGAAAGAAAUUUGAAGAGUACAUGCACUGAAUCAUUUAAAUGGACAAUGAGCAUCUGUUCUACCUUUGAGUUUGCUUAGCUUUUAAAUCUAUCAUAACUUUAAGAACACCAUGCUAUUUUGUAUUAUUGUACUGUUUUCUCAAAGCCAACUAUUGAAAAUGAAGAAAUGAUUGUUUUAU